AUGAAGAAAUGGCACGCUCUCGUCGUGGAGAACGCGGAGGAUCUUGCAGUAAUCGCGUCCUGCGAGAGCGCCAAGCCUCUUGAAGAAGCUCGAGCAGAAGUUAACUUCACUGCCGGCAUUAUCGAGUACUACGCGCACGAGAUCGUGCGCUCCAGCGGGUAUUUGGUGUCUCUGUCCGACGCGGACGAGAUGGUGCUGGUCAUGAAGGAGCCCGUCGGCGUGUGCGCCAUCAUGUGGCCCUGGAACUUUCCCUACGCGACGGUGGCCCGCAAUUUGGCGCCUUGUGUCGCGUCUGGCUGCGCUGCAGUCGUCAAGCCGUCGGGCAAGACGCCUCUGUCCAUGCUGGCGCUGGCGUCCCGGCGGGGCCACUCCGGCAUCGGCAAAGAACUGAGCGAGAAUCCCGACAUCCGCUUGGUCGCGUUCACGGGGUCGACGUCUGCCGGGAAGAAGCUCAUGGAGCAGGCCGCUUCCACUGUGAAGCACGUUGACGCUGACAUGGAGAAGGCGCUGGACGGACUCAUGGCCGCCAAGUUCCGCAACAGCGGCCAGACGUGCGUGACCAGCAACCGCAUCUUCGUCCACUCGUCCAUCUACGACAAGUUCACGGCCAAACUGGUGCAGCGAGUGAAGAAGCUCAAGGUCGGUCUGCCGCUGGAGCGUGGAGUGAAGCUCGGACCGCUCAUUGGACCCGAGGCCGUCGAGAAAGUUGAGAACUUGGAGAUGCGCGUCUGGAGCGAGGAGAUUUUCGACUCGGUAGUGCCGCUGUUCGUCUUCUCCAGCGAGGAGGAGGUGGUGCGCAAGGCGAACGACACAGAGGUUCGGCUGGCCAGAUACUUCUACACGCAGGACGUGUCGCGCAUCUUUCGUGUUGCUGGUAAACUGGAAACCGGCAUGGUUGCUGUGAACGCUGGUGUGGUUUCUAUUGUUCAGGCUCCGUUUGGUGGCGUUAAGGAGUCUGGGAUUGGUCGUGAAGGCUCGCCUGAAGGUUUGGAGAAGUACCUGGAGUCCAAGAUGGUGUGCAUCGGCGGACUGAACUGA
Messenger RNA from Phytophthora sojae, 1038 nucleotides. RefSeq lists its product as hypothetical. Gene Ontology annotation, molecular function: succinate-semialdehyde dehydrogenase (NAD+) activity. The transcript is spliced from 4 exons. Bases 1 to 1038 code for a protein of 345 amino acids. The record is from RefSeq and is a predicted model, not a curated record. NCBI's taxonomy places the organism in Eukaryota, Oomycota, Peronosporomycetes, Peronosporales, Peronosporaceae.